UUGUCUUUUUAGCAAGACAAAUGCAGUAGCAUCAGUAGCGAUUUUAAAAAAUUUCUCAACAAAAUUUUGAAUUAAUUUAAUUUAAUUAAAUCACAAAUAAAAUAUGGUGUAUAAAUUUUUGAAAAUUGUUUUUUAUCAUUAAUAUUAUCAUCGAAUUUCAACGUGAUCUGUACCGAUCAAACAGGAAUACUCCUGUAAUAAUAAGGAACUGACUCGUCACUCUAUCUCUAUCUUCAUCUAUUUCUAAACUUGCAAGUUGUGUUCUUUCUGUCAGGCUUAUAUUUUUUUUGUAUAUUUCCAGUAAUACUUGUGAAUUCCCGUUGUUAUAAAAACAAUUGUUAUAAAUUAUUCAUAAAUAUAUAGUAAUAGUAAUAAUUCAAUUUAAAAAGAUGUGUGUAACUUUAAUUUACGUCUUAAUCGUGAGUAUUUUAAAAUCUACCGGUGCAGAAUGGAAUACAAAGGAUUAUAUGAAACGAGAACAUUCUUUAAUACGCCCUUAUCAAGGUUCUGGUAUGACAAUUCCUUAUUGGGAUUUUAUGGGUAGUACAAUGGUUACAAAUAACUAUGUAAGGUUGACACCAGAUUUACAAAGUAAACAAGGAGCAAUAUGGAACUCUGUUGCUUGUUUUGUCAGAAACUGGGAACUCCAAGUACAUUUUAAGGUACAUGGAAAAGAAAAGGACUUAUUUGGAGAUGGUUUUGCUAUUUGGUAUGCUAAACAACGUAUGAAACAUGGUCCUGUUUUUGGAAAUAUGGAUUAUUUUCAAGGGUUAGCAAUAAUACUCGAUACAUACAGCAAUCACAAUGGUCCUCACAAUCAUCAACAUCCUUAUGUUUCAGCUAUGGUAAAUAAUGGCUCUUUGCAUUAUGAUCAUGAUCGUGAUGGAACACAUACACAACUUGCAGGAUGUGAAGCAAAAUUCAGAAAUCUUGAUCAUGAUUCACAUAUAGCAAUAAGAUACGAAAAAGAUAUUUUAACUGUUUCCACGGAUAUAGCAAACAAAGCAGCUUGGAAAGAAUGUUUUUCUGUGAAAGGUAUUAAAUUACCUACAGGCUAUUACUUUGGUAUCUCUGCAACAACAGGAGAUCUAAGUGAUAACCAUGACAUUUUAUCGAUUCGUCUAUUCGAAUUAGAUUUACCAGAUGAUCCAAAAGAUCAUGAGGACAGAUCUACUAUUUUACCAUCUGCAGCUUUCUUUGAAUCCCCACGUGAACGUGUGGAUGAUCCAAAACAAACUCCUUUAAGUGGUAUAAAAAUGUUCCUCUUAAUGCUUGUGGGAGUAUUAGCAUUAAUCGCUUGUGUUGUGAUAGGGAUUAUGUUAUAUCAAAAACAUCAGGAAAAUAGUCGAAAGCGUUUUUACUGAUUUAUUCUAUGGAUGGUAAUUUACCAACCAAUUCAUUUUGGAUUCUUUUACUCAGGAUUUUUCCUGUACCAGGAAUAUUUGUAGUGUAAUAUUUAAAGUGUUCAUGAGACUGGUCGUGCUAAAAAUUGGUUUAAACACGAUUAAUAUAGUAUAAUUUCUUCUCAGAAAAAAGACUUUUAGACAAAAUAUCACAUAUAUGUCAAAACACGACAUAAAAAAGUGAAAUAAUUCAUAUAUGUAUAUGAUAUGUAAUAUCGUAAUUAUGAAUGUAUUAAGCUAUACAAUAAUUGUGCUGGACCGGACCUAAGUACUUUUAUUAUAUGUAAAGUAUUAAGAAGUUAAUCAGUGUAUAUAUAAGUUGAAUUUAAUAAUAUUAGAUAUAAAAUAUAAAUCAAGCAAGAAAAUAUAUAUAUAUAUUACUUAAACUGCCUGAAUAAAUAUAUAUGCUCGAAUAGUAAAAAAGUAGGAUGCUAGAAAAUGUAAAUUUUUGCUUAAUAAUAUAAGCAAUUGAUUGUUUAAAUUUCUAAGAGAUUCAUUUCUUUUAAUUUAAUUAUAACAAUAAACAAAUCUUAUAUUUCUGAAUUACAUAUUUGAGUAGAAUUGCACUGAUUGACUUUGAUAAUCUUCAUAUAUUACGAAAUUGUUUCGAUAUCAUUAUAAUAUUUUUAAAUACCUGUAAGAAUUUCAUCAGAUUAAGAGUUAAUUCAUUUUUGUCAUCACAGUAUAUCCUAAAAAAUUAUUACAAAUAUUAUUAGAAUACAAACUUUUUUCAAACAUAUGAAAUAUUCAUAUCCCAAAUUAUACUGCAUGGUAUUCUUGUAAUUCAUAUUAUUCUUGCAAAAUAAUAAGUGAAUCGCAUUAAGAUUGUAAUACAGAAUGAAUAAUUCAGUAUGGAUAAAUAAUGGCAAACGUC
Messenger RNA from Vespa mandarinia (Asian giant hornet), 2277 nucleotides. RefSeq names its product vesicular integral-membrane protein VIP36. Gene Ontology annotation, biological process: endoplasmic reticulum to Golgi vesicle-mediated transport. Gene Ontology annotation, molecular function: D-mannose binding. The record is from RefSeq and is a predicted model, not a curated record. Lineage: Eukaryota; Metazoa; Arthropoda; Insecta; Hymenoptera; Vespidae. Gene Ontology annotation, cellular component: COPII-coated ER to Golgi transport vesicle; endoplasmic reticulum membrane; Golgi membrane.